AUGGAUCUGAAUAAUUGGGUGAUUAAAGAGAUAAGGCCUAGUUUGUACGAAUCUAAUUUCACGCAACAAUUCCCCUUUUCCUUUGCAAUCCUUCUGAUCAAUUUUGGAGAUUACCGACAAAAUACGAACAAACCCAAACAGCCCCUUACUCUCUCAACAGGCGAGGUUAACGUGAACGCUGGCAGUUUUGGUAGCGCUGCAGACGGGACACGUGUGAAGCGUGGACUCGCAGAUGGUACAGAGGCACAUGUGCCUGCACGGCAAGAGCAACACACACGAUUCCUCCCUGCCGCAGCUCCGGCACAUUCGGCCGCCGCCCUCGCCGUGGUUGCUGCCGCAGGAGGAGCUCGCUUCGUCGGCCUGCCAGCGGUCUCUGUCUCGCGCCUGAGCGAUGGCUUGCUCCAGAUUGGAUCUCAGGGUGUUUGCCGCCGCCUCGUUCGCCUGAGCCAGGUCCCGCCAUAUCUGAUUCUCGGCGCACAUGGAUUUGACUCGUUCCUCCAGCGCUUGGUUCAGUUUUCCGAUCUUCUCGAUUUCGUCCUCCUUGGCUCUAAGCCGCUUGGAGAGGCUCUCCACCGCCGCCGCCGCGAUCCUCCUCGCGUGCCUCCCGAGAUAUCCUCACCGAGGAAAUUGAAACCACCGUACGACGAGAGCAGAGUAUUAACCGCCUCCCGCGACCGCUUUCUCGAGGCAGGAACACAGGUCAGACCGCUGUCGGACUUCAUCUCCGCCGGCGCUUUCAUCGGGAGUGCGGUGGCGAUUGACGAGCCGUACAUCGAAACAACACUCUCCAUCCCAGCCGCCGCCGUUGCCGCAACCGUUUUCGAUGCAGAAGCAACCACUCCGUACACCGACGGCGCACCAAACACGUUUCCGUUACCUUCGACG
Striga asiatica is the source of this 885-nucleotide messenger RNA. NCBI's taxonomy places the organism in Eukaryota, Viridiplantae, Streptophyta, Magnoliopsida, Lamiales, Orobanchaceae. The record is from the annotation of a GenBank genome assembly.